Naegleria lovaniensis is the source of this 606-nucleotide messenger RNA. RefSeq lists its product as uncharacterized. Gene Ontology annotation, biological process: translation. Lineage: Eukaryota; Heterolobosea; Eutetramitea; Acrasida; Naegleriidae. Gene Ontology annotation, molecular function: RNA binding; structural constituent of ribosome. The record is from RefSeq and is a predicted model, not a curated record. Bases 1 to 606 code for a protein of 201 amino acids. The transcript has a single exon. Gene Ontology annotation, cellular component: ribosome; cytosolic large ribosomal subunit.
AUGACCGGCGGACCAACAUUUAGAUUGCAAAAGAGACUCGCUGCUGACAUUUUGAACUGCGGCAAGGGAAGAGUGUGGGUUGAUCCAAACGAAUUGUCAGAGGUCUCCCAAGCUACUUCCAGAAACACCAUCAGAAAGUUGGUCAAGGAUGGUAUCAUCAUUAGAAAGCCAGUCGAAGUUAGAUCCAGAUAUAGAUGGAGAAAGAGAAGAGCAGCCAAACUCGAAGGUAGACACAUGGGUAUUGGUAAGAGAUUCGGUACAAAGGAUGCUCGUAACCCAUCUAAACUCCAAUGGUUGAAGAGAAUGAGAGUCGAAAGAAAGUUGUUGAAGAAGUACAGAGAAAAUGGAAAGAUUGACAAGACCUUGUAUCGUGAAUUGUAUCUCAAGGUUAAGGGUAACGUCUUCAAAAGUAAGAGAAUUUUGAUGGAACACAUUUUCAAGGCUAAGGCUGAAAUUGAUCGUGAACAAAGAAUCAAGGAACAACUCAAGGUCAAGAAGGAAAAGCAAGAAAAGAUCAAGUCCAAGAGAGCUGAAAAGUCUGAGUCCAAGAAGAAGAAGCAACUUGAACAAGCCGAACAAGCUGCUCAACAGGCUCAACAAAAGUAA